AUGGCUCAGUCAUGUUCGACGGUCCCAGUGGAUGUGUUACGCGAUUUAAACUUGGGACUUGUCAGACAUACUCGUCUUCGAACGCUUGCCUACGAUAAUCGUUUGGACUCUCUUCGUAUUCUUCACAAACAUCCGAUACAGAAUGUUACCCUCCCAUCUCUUGCAUGGAUAUUGACCAGACAGAAAACGCUUUCCUUUUAUGUGGUGGAAUAUCGGGGAAACUAUACCUCUCCAACCUUUACUUCA
This is a messenger RNA of Ostertagia ostertagi, 246 nucleotides long. The record is from the annotation of a GenBank genome assembly. Lineage: Eukaryota; Metazoa; Nematoda; Chromadorea; Rhabditida; Trichostrongylidae.